GCCGGGCGCGGCGCGGAGCGGCGGCGGCGAUGGGCGGCGGGGCUCGGGAGCUGGCCGGGUACCUGGCGGCGCUGGCCGGCUGGAUGGCGGCUCUGGCGGCCGCCGUGCUGCCGCACUGGCGGCAGAGUUCCUACGCCGGGGACGCCAUCAUCACGGCCGUGGGGCUCCACGAGGGGCUGUGGAUGAGCUGCGCCGCGCAGAGCACCGGGCAGGUCCAGUGCCGCCUGCACGACUCGCUGCUCUCCCUCGAAGUUCACAUCCAGACAUCCCGGGCUCUCAUGGUCAUUUCUCUCCUCCUGGGCUUCUUUGGCAUCAUCGUGAGCGUGGUGGGCAUGAAAUGCACUAAGGUUGGGGAGGAGGAUCCUGUCACCAAGAGCCGCAUUGCUGUUGCUGGAGGUGUCCUCUUCGUUCUCUCUGGUCUGUGCACACUGGCUGCCGUGUCCUUGUAUGCAACACAGGUGACCUAUGAGUUCUUCAGGGAGAGCACCAUCCCCAUCAACGCUAGGUACGAGUUUGGCUCUGCUCUCAUCGUGGGCUGGGGGGCCGCCAGCCUCUCCCUGUUGGGGGGGUCCCUGCUGUGCUGCUCCUGGCCUGCCAAGGAGCGCCGAGGACAGCAGUACCACCGGCAGUCCCAGCCCUCCACGGCCCGGGAGUACGUCUGAGCCCUGCCCUCCUGCUGCCCAGCGCCUCCCUUCCCUCCCAAAAACAGGCAAGGCCCUGGUGCUCCCACCCUGCCUGGACCCUGAAUGCCCCAUGACACCUUUCUCCUCCUUAUCUUCCAGGUUUCAGCAGCAUUUUCAGUGCCAGCCUCUAAAGCAGAGGUUUUAAGUGUCACACCUCCCCUACCCAUCAUUGCCGUGUUCUCCUCAGCGGGGUGGGGUGGCACCCCCAGCCCUGCACUGCAGCCAGGCCAUGUCUGUCUGUCAGUCUGUCUGUCCAGGGAGGCUGUGGGGGCGAUGCAGGGAGGCUGAGGCUGCUGCCCCAGGGGCACAGAGCCAGCCCCACGGGGGAGUGCUGCACAGAAGCUCUUUGUACCAUGGCCACCCCUCUCCCACAUCCUGUUUUCAGGAGCAAGCGGGGAGGAAAGGCAGUGCUUGGUUUUCCUGGGAUGAGGUUCUCAUUUCUAACAGCACCAGCCUGCCUCGGGGUUCAAGCAUCCCCACACCCUGCUCUUGGCAGAGGGAUGCUUUCAGGGUGCAGCAUUCCCCUGCCUCAGUGCUACCAAAAAACACUACUUUAAAAAUAUUAUUAAUUAUCAUUGAUUCCUGCCUGGAGGCCAGUUGCUCCAGCUGAGCUCAAACCUGCCUUGGACUUGUUCUUGUCCGGGACCAGGCUGUGCCUUGUUAAACAAGAAUAAAUGAGUUUGGGUAAAUUAAAGCAGCAAAAAGGGGCUCUGAACACAAAGGAUUUGUUUUUAGUUUUGGUGCCCAACACAACUAUUUUGAGUGGCAGAUGGACAGAGCCCUGAAUUUUGGUGCCUCCCUGCUGGGUCCAAAUCCCUCUUCCCGCCAGGAUCCCCUAGAGCAGACAGUGAAGGUUCCAAACACAACCUGCUAAUUGCCUCCACCUCUUUGUACCUCUUUUCUACUGCUACUAAUUGUUUUGCAACUGCCAAAGCCCCAAUUUCAUCUGAAAAUCCUCCAAACUCCCUGUACUCCAUCCCUCCAGCCCUGCUGCAGGUGUUGCACCAGCCAACCCACAGGGAAGGACACUGGAAAUUAUCCAAACAGCUUCAUUAUCUAUUUUUUUAAAUUAUUUUAUUUUAAACCCAAAUAUGAAGAGAGAGCUGAUUUUUAAAAUUUUGUUUCGCUCUAUUUUGUUUUCUCUAUCUUAAUUUGCACUAUAUUUUAUUUCUCUGUUUUAUUUUGCUCUAUUUUAUUUUACUCUGUUUUUCUCCAUUUUAUUUUCUUUCCCUCUAUUUUAUUUCCUUUCCCUCUAUUUGAUGUUAUGCCCAUGCCCAUGCCUGGCUGUGCUGGAGGAGAAGCAAUGCUAUUUUUCCCCCAGGGGGGUGAUUUCUCUCUUUUUCCCUUUCUCCCUGGCAUUAACAGCCUUUUUGUCUUUUAAACUGCAGCCCCCCUGUAAAACUGUGUCCUGCACCCCUCAGGGGAGAGCAGUUCUUGUAGGCUGGCAUCACCCAUCAGGUGCUGAACCCAGAUUUUGGGGUUCCCCUUGAAAAACACCGACCAAAACCCACUGCAGUGAGGAUUGAAAAGGACACUUGUGCUUUAAAACAAACAAACAAACAAAACUAAAAAGGCCUUUUUAUAUUUCAGUGUAAAGAAUGGGUGUUUUCUAUUAAUAUAAAUUCCAUUAACUUUUCCAUGGGUUGCAUGGCCUUGGGAAAUGGGACGGGUGGGGAUUUUUAAAUGGUUUUUUUUUUCUUUUUUUCUUUUUUUUCUUUUUGUACUAAAAAUUGUGACUCAGUGGUAUUAAAAUAUUUUCAGCCAUGGAAAUCUUUCUGGAACUGUCUCUUUGAUCUCCCCUCACUCCCCAUCUGGACCAGUCCCCUCCAGUGACUCCAGUGCUGGUUCAGAGCCACUUCUGCAGGGGCCUCUCUCCCAUCCUCAACAGUUCUUGCCCUCGUGGUUGUGUCUUUUGCCACGUGUUGCUCUCAAAGGUGGGGAUGUGGCCUUACAAAUUUCUUAAUUUAAGGUUAAAUCCCUGGGAAUCCAUCUUGGCUCCUCCACAAGUCUCUUCCCUAGGCUGAAAUGCCAUCAGCACCUUCCACUUAUGGCCCCUCAUAGCUGAAGUCUCCCUGUUUUCUCCCAUUUCCCAUGAAUUCAGAGCUGACUUGUGCCUGAUUGGGUGUUUGUUAAUUUAAGCUGAUUUUUACUCCCUGCUGUGCAUGUUUUUCUCCAGAGAUCAUGUUUUCCAUCCAGGUUUUUGCAUGGCUGCUGUAUUGUCUCAGCAUCCUCGUCCUGCCCCCUGCUCCUGGUCCAGAAUUACUUCCCCAUCCCACCUCAAACCCAGGGAUUUGCUGUCCUUGGUGGUGGCUGUGACAUCUCUGAGAGUCACCUGGAGGCUCCCUGGGGAUGGACACCCAGGCUGGAAGCACAGCAGAGAGGGGGAUCUGCCUUUGUUCACAGCACAGGCAGGCUAAAACAGAAUUUCCCCCUCCAACACACAUUUUUUGGUCAUUAAACCAGUUUAAUGAGCAGUACUGAAGUUUUGGGUCAUACCUCUUGUUUUCAGCCAGACCUUUGGGAAAUGAUAGUCAUUUUUAAAUAGGCAGAAAUGAGGGAAAAGGGAAAAUGAUCCCCACACAAAGGCAUACAGAAAGACUUUUCUGAGACAUGGCUGUUUGAAUUUGGUGGUGUUUUUAAUAAUUCUUAUUCGCUGUCCUGUCCCUACAGCAUCUACCAAGUCCUCUCCAGUUCUCUGAGGUGAUCCCAUCUAAGAAAACAUCUUUCAUUUUUCCCCUUCCAGCCACAGCAGGUUUUUUAGUACAAUAUUUGCUAAAGUUCAAGGUUUGGGUCUUGUCAGCACUCUUUUAACACAUGGUUUUGACAAACCUCAUGGCACCCAAGAUCUGAUUUUCAUUGUCAUUAACCAGGGUAGGAGCUUAAUAAUUUAACUACUGCUAGUUCUGCUCCUUUACCUGCCUCUUUUCACCCCUAAAAAGGUUUCAGUUGGGGAUUGACAAGGCAGAUUAGUUUGAUGUAUCAUAAACUGAGUGUUUAGACAAGCAGAAAAUAUAAAUACACCUAUUUUAUAGGUGUUGCCAAGACCAUGGAGGUACAGUUUUGUAUCACUUGGGUCACACAGUAUUUCAUCUAUCACAGAUGUCCAAGAACCAUAAAUUCCUGUAAAGGUUGGAAAAUGAAGUUCACAAACGCUUCUGAACACUUUUGGCCCUAAUUCACUGCUACAUGCCAAAGCAUUAGACCUGCCAUGUUCCAGAAUUCUGGGAAAAUAGGACAACUCAAAGCCCCAGGAAUCUCACACAUCAGGCACCUGGGCGUCUCUGCAGGGCUGAAGGAUUUGCCGAGAUUGGUGUUUUGCCAAAAUGCCCACAGCAAAAUGUUGCAGAGGAUUAUCUAGAGGGGAAAAAAAC
This is a messenger RNA of Prinia subflava (tawny-flanked prinia), 4054 nucleotides long. It is a transcript of the gene CLDN19, whose product is annotated as claudin 19. Gene Ontology annotation, biological process: cell adhesion; bicellular tight junction assembly. Gene Ontology annotation, molecular function: structural molecule activity. The record is from RefSeq and is a predicted model, not a curated record. Gene Ontology annotation, cellular component: bicellular tight junction; plasma membrane. The transcript is spliced from 4 exons. Lineage: Eukaryota; Metazoa; Chordata; Aves; Passeriformes; Cisticolidae. Bases 30 to 662 code for a protein of 210 amino acids.